Messenger RNA from Thunnus maccoyii (southern bluefin tuna), 2351 nucleotides. Its product is annotated as gap junction alpha-8 protein-like. Gene Ontology annotation, biological process: cell communication. The record is from RefSeq and is a predicted model, not a curated record. Gene Ontology annotation, cellular component: connexin complex. Lineage: Eukaryota; Metazoa; Chordata; Actinopteri; Scombriformes; Scombridae.
GGACCGAUCAUGGGUGACUGGAGCUUUCUGGGUAAUAUUUUAGAGGAAGUUAACGAGCACUCUACGGUGAUCGGCCGGGUGUGGCUCACGGUGCUCUUCAUCUUCCGUAUCCUCAUUCUGGGCACGGCGGCAGAAUUCGUGUGGGGCGAUGAGCAGUCUGACUAUGUCUGUAACACACAGCAACCUGGAUGUGAGAACGUGUGCUACGAUGAGGCCUUCCCUAUCUCCCACAUCCGUCUGUGGGUGCUGCAGAUCAUCUUUGUGUCCACACCGUCUCUGGUGUACGUGGGUCAUGCCGUGCAUCAUGUGCACAUGGAGGAGAAACGCAAGGAGCGUGAGGAAGCAGAACUUAGUCGGCAGCAGGAGCUGAGCGAGGAGCGACUCCCUCUGGCACCUGACCAGGGCAGUGUCCGCACCACAAAGGAGACCAGCACAAAAGGAAGCAAGAAGUUCCGGCUGGAGGGCACCCUGCUGAGGACCUACAUCUGCCACAUCAUCUUCAAGACACUGUUUGAGGUGGGUUUCGUGGUGGGCCAGUACUUCUUGUAUGGCUUCCGCAUCCUGCCACUGUACAAAUGCAGCCGCUGGCCCUGCCCCAACACGGUGGACUGCUUUGUGUCCCGCCCAACGGAGAAGACCGUCUUCAUCAUCUUCAUGUUGGCUGUGGCCUGUGUCUCACUCUUCCUCAACUUUGUGGAGAUCAGUCAUCUGGGCCUGAAGAAGAUUCGCUUUGUCUUUCGCAAGCCUGCCCCAGCCCCAGCCCAAACUGAGGCGUCGGCCCCCCUGCCGCCCCAAGUGAAGAGCCUGCCCCCCCUGGCCAUGCCCUCCCUGCAGAGAGCUAAAGGUUACAGGCUGCUAGAGGAGGAGAAAGCUCCCCCUGUAACUCACCUCUACCCGCUGGCUGAGGUGGGCAUGGAGGCUGGCAGAGGGGCCCCGCCCUUCCAGGCGCUGGAGGAGAAGGCGGAGGAGGUGCUGCCAAUGGAGGACAUCUCUAAGGUGUAUGACGAGACUCUGCCCUCCUACGCCCAGACCACUGGGAGAGGGUCGGUGACAUUACAUGAGGAGGAGCCUGAGAAGGAGCCCGAGAAGGAGCCCGAGAGGGAGCCCGAGAGGGAGCCCGAGAGGGAGCCCGAGAAGGAGCCCGAGAAGGUGCAGGUGGCUGAGGUGGAAGCAGAGAGGGUGGAGGAGGUUGUGGAUGAGGAUGUGGAGGUUGUGGAUGAGGAGGCAGUGAACGGGGAGGGGGUAACUCCAGCUGAGGCAGUGAUAGAGGCCAUGGAUACGAUAGAAGACACCAGACCGCUGAGCCGACUGAGCAAAGCCAGCAGCAGGGCCAGUUAGGCACUGACUUUAAUUCAUUCAGACGGCGACAUACUGCGAAUGCAGCAUGUGGCUGCAAGCGGCGUGGGUGGAAUGGAGGAUUUUUCUAGAUAUCUGGCCAUCAACUGGACCUUUUCUUUAAUAUGUUGCAUGUUCUGGAUUUUCUCACCUGCAGAAGGAUACAUAACCAUCUCACAGUUGGUGGGCAGCAAAGUGGUCCUGCGCUGUAACGUGUCUCUCAGCACGUUCGAGCAGCUGACAUGGAAAAUGAAUGGGGUUAACUUGUACAGCUUCAGGCCGAAGACACCCUUACAUGUCAAUGAAGAAGCUGUCCGCCUGAACAUAAACAUGUCUUUGUCAGAGAGUGAACAGUACGCACUCGUCAUGGACCAAGUCCAGAAGUCUCAUACAGGGAACUAUACCUGUGAGGUCACAACCCUCCAUUCACCCUGGGAACAUACGUGGGAGCUGAUAGUUACAAAUGUGACAGGUAACGAGCUGCCGGUUAUUGCUGUGGCAACUAUUGUUCCUUGUGUUUGUUGCCUGGUGUUAAUAUUUUCUUUGAUCCUUCUGAAAAGAGUCUGCAAACAGCAUGCACAACAUAGCAUUCAAUCUCCACACGCAAACAUGCAUGAGCAAACAGAAGAUAUAUAUGUAAACUGCCUGGAAACUGAUGUCAGGCAACGACACAGCAAUAAUCAGCUUUUCAGUAACAAACCCAGUGCUCACUUUAAUUAAAUAUGAACAGUUGAAACAGGGUUCUCCUCCCUUCCUCCAGUAAAACCAAGCUGAAUCAGGUGCUUCUCAGUUCAAAGACAGCAAACUUCCAGAGAACAAAAGUGACUGGAGCACGCAGAUUAAUUCACAAACUUAAAUUGUGCAAACAGACUAACAUUUCGACACUACUGUGUCUUCAUCAGAGUCAAAGUGGACAAAGACAUGAGGCAAACAACAUAUGUUAUCAACCUAGACCAGGUAUGCAGUUGUCAUUAGAUAAUUGAUUAAACAGGGUUUCAAAUCUAUUUGAUAAAGAA